CUGGAAUAGAAAAGGAGAUCCACUUCAUAAAUUAUUCGGGGUCACUAUUUCGGUGCGUCGCCGUCUCCGCGCUUAUCGUUGUUCCCGCGCGGGAGGGCGAUAAGUACAUACAUCGCGAUUAAACCCACUAAAACAAAAUGAUCGUGGCUAACCCCACCAAUUAGGGAACCCGAGAAAUCUCAGUAUCACCUAACUAUCCAGAUCGAGGCCAAACUCUCAGGAACAGCCCGACUUUUACAAGAGAAAGACAGCAGAAUAUCCAUCUCUCUUAUUUUAGAGUGUGUGCAUGGCUGAGCAAAAGAAAAGAGCUAUGGCGGGUCCUGAUCGGUCAUCGAAAAGAAGAAAAGGGGGCGAUAAACGGUACAAGCAGCAGACCCAAAAGAAAGUCGCCAUCGAAUCCGGUGAUUCUGGCGUCUUUGUGACAUGCGACAUAGGCAGAGAGCACAAAGCGUCCAUGGAAGCACUUGAUCUUUUCUCUGAGGCAAUGGGGAAUAACGAGGAUGAUGUACCCGAAACUGAAGACUCAGGUGCUGAUGAGGAUGAUAUCGAAACCCAAAUCAGAAAGGAAAUGGAGGGUCUGAAGCCCAAGUCGGGUGGUAACCGUCGAUUCCAAGUGAUUAAGAUGGAAAUGCCGUGCAUGUCAUUUAUUAGACUCGACAAGUCGAUAGAUCCUGUGGAUCUGGUCCACAGCAUAUGUGUUGACGCUCAAAAAAAUCCCGACAAGAAGAGAAGCCGCUGGAUUAUGAGGAUGACCCCCGUCACUGCCAUUCGAAAGACCCUCAGCGUAAACCUGGAAGACUUUGCGAAGGAAAUCCUUAAGCCUCACUUCCAUUCUGGUGGACCUCCGAAGAAGUACGCCAUCCGUCCUAAUGUGAGAAGUAACAAACAAUGGGGACGGGAUAUCAUCAUCAAGACAGUAGCAGAUGCAGUCGGUCCGGGCCACAGCGUUGAUCUCAAAAACUAUGACCUUAUCAUUUUGGUCGACGUCGUCCAGAAUGUUAUUGGAAUGAGCGUUGUCGGCAGUGACUAUGACUCGCUCAAGCGCUUCAACCUGGCAGAACUCUACAAUCCAGCCGACAAGCCACAAGAAUCUCGUGUAGGCUUAGCUGAGGCCGCUGAGCCAGGAUCCAAGGAAUAG
Messenger RNA from Paecilomyces variotii, 1138 nucleotides. RefSeq names its product THUMP domain protein. Lineage: Eukaryota; Fungi; Ascomycota; Eurotiomycetes; Eurotiales; Thermoascaceae. The record is from RefSeq and is a predicted model, not a curated record. Bases 287 to 1138 code for a protein of 283 amino acids. Gene Ontology annotation, biological process: tRNA modification. The transcript has 6 exons. Gene Ontology annotation, molecular function: RNA binding.